Messenger RNA from Brassica rapa (field mustard), 1102 nucleotides. RefSeq names its product putative lactoylglutathione lyase. The record is from RefSeq and is a predicted model, not a curated record. Lineage: Eukaryota; Viridiplantae; Streptophyta; Magnoliopsida; Brassicales; Brassicaceae. Gene Ontology annotation, molecular function: lactoylglutathione lyase activity; metal ion binding. Gene Ontology annotation, cellular component: cytoplasm.
CGGUUUUGCUGUGUGUAUCUUCUAUCAGAAAAAUGGCAGAAAAUGCUGAUUUGUUGGAGUGGCCAAAGAAGGAUAAGCGUCGUUUUCUCCAUGUUGUGUACCGCGUUGGUGAUCUUGAUCGCACUAUCCAGUUCUACACUGAGUGCUUUGGCAUGAAGCUGUUGAGGAAAAGAGAUGUCCCUGAGGAGAAGUACUCUAAUGCUUUCCUUGGUUUUGGUCCUGAAACCUCCAACUUCGUUGUCGAGCUCACUUACAAUUAUGGUGUAAGCUCAUAUGACAUUGGAACUGGAUUUGGGCAUUUCGCUAUUUCAACUCAAGAUGUUUCCAAGAUGGUUGAGGCGGUUCGUGCCAAGGGUGGAAAUGUCACCAGAGAGCCUGGUCCGGUCAAAGGUGGAGGCAGUGUUAUUGCGUUUGUAAAGGACCCUGAUGGUUACAUGUUUGAGCUCAUCCAGAGAGGUCCAACUCCUGAACCUCUCUGUCAAGUCAUGCUUCGUGUUGGUGAUCUUGACCGUGCCAUCAAGUUCUAUGAAAAGGCCCUAGGGAUGAGACUCUUGAGAAGGAUUGAGAGACCUGAAUACAAGUACACCAUAGGCAUGAUGGGAUAUGCUGAGGAAUAUGAGUCCAUAGUUUUGGAGCUGACCUAUAACUACGGCGUGACUGAGUACACAAAGGGCAACGCAUAUGCACAGAUUGCAAUAGGCACGGAUGAUGUGUACAAAAGCGCUGAAGUAGUGAAGAUAGCCAACCAAGAGCUAGGAGGAAAAAUCACAAGAGAAGCCGGACCUCUUCCUGGACUCGGCACCAAGAUUGUCUCCUUCCUCGAUCCAGAUGGGUGGAAAACAGUCCUGGUAGACAAUGAAGAUUUUCUGAAGGAACUGGAAUGAGGAAGAGUGAUGAUGAUGAUGGUCGAGAUCACAGACGAAACCAUAAUAAUAAAAUGUGAUCUUAUGAAGUAGAGGGAGACUUAGUAAUUAAUCUAAAUAAGAUGUUGCAGUGUGUGUCGUGUUUCUAUGUGUUUGUUCCUUUUAUCUUUGUGAGCUAAACGCUGUUACGUGCCUGAAUAAAUAUAUUUCCACCACCUGGUUUAGGUGUUUUACGGUUA